AUGACUUGGUUGCUUCAUGAAACAGUUGUCAAUCCACAAGGAGUUGAACAUUCUAUUAUUGCUAAAUUUACUGGUAAAUAUGAACAAUUAAUCACAAGUAUUCGUAAUCAAUUUGUGUGUUAUGAUAUUACUCCUCAAGGACUUCAAGUUCGUUGUAAAGAAGUUACUGAAGCAAAUAUUAUUCAAAUAGGAAAUGUAGAAGUGAACCAUGUAAUGAUGCUAGUUUUAUUAUUUAAAGAAGCUAAAGUGUCAGUACUGAGAUAUGAUGAAACAAAUAAUAAAUUUGUUAUUCAUUCAUUACAUUGUUUUGAACUUCCUCUUAAAAGAAUGCAAGAAGGAUUAACACCAACAACAUAUACUGAUCCAAGACUCUUAAUUGAUAAAAGAGGGCGAUGUAUUAGUUUAAUUUGUUAUGAUAGAUUAAUGUGGGUUAUUCCAUUAGGACUUGACAAAACAUCAUAUUCUAUUAACUUAGAGAAAUUUGGGAUUAAUAGAAUUAUUGACUGUAUUGUUUUAGAUGGGUAUGAUUUACCGUCAGUAGCUUUUCUUCAUAUGAAAAUACCAACAUGGGAAGGACGAAUAGUAAAUACAGGAGAAACAACUAAUGAGAUUAUUAUACUAUCAUUAGAACCAGAUGUUAUUCAUGAAAGACAAGAUAUUGUUGCAACAAUAUCAUAUCAAUUUUCAUAUGUUCCUUAUAAUGCAUUACAAAUUGUAGAUUGUUAUCCAACAAAUGGACUUCUUAUAUUAACAAUAAAUAGUAUUAUUUAUUUAUCAACAACAUCGUUUGAGUCAUUCAUUCUUCCUUUUGGAAAGUUUUUUGUAAUACCAAAAAAUAUAAAUGGACCAUUAUCUUCAUUUCAAAUUCUUCAAAUGCAAACAAAAAUUAUGAACUCAGUUAAAUCAAUAUUUAAAUUAACAAAUCAUCUUUAUAUUAUAUUUUCUAUGAAUGGAGAAAGUUAUUAUGUUCAUUUACUUUCUAUUGCAAAUAGAAUUUGUGAUGUAAUCAUUACUAAUUCUCCAUAUAAAUAUCACCCGACUACUUUUACUAUUUCUUCAAAUCAUUUAUUUAUUGGAAGUACAGUUCAUGAUAGUUAUAUUUAUAAUUAUGAAAUUGUUGAAUAUGGAAAAGGUAAACAACAUGAAAUAUCUCAACAUAUUAACCAAGAAAUUCGUUCCAAAAAUUUAUUAUUUAGACAUAAUGAAAUGGAAGAAGAAUAUCCUUUUGAUGAACCACAACCAGUUUCUAUUCCACAAGAAUUAACAGUUGAAUUCCCACAAUUAGAUUAUAUUGUUUCUAUUUGUAAUGUACAUGAAUAUACUUUAUUAGAAGAAGAAAAUAAUAUGAUUUCUAUUGUUUUAUGUUGUGGGAUACAACCAUUUAGUAAAAUUGUUAAAUUAUCAAGAAGUAUUCAACCUGAAAAUAUUAUGGGAGUUAAAGAAUCAGAAUGUUUUUAUAAAAAUGAUAAUAUUGAAGUAAAUAAAAAUGGAAUAUUUUUAAAUUCAAUAAAUAUUUGUUCUACAGAAAUUCUUGGAAGUAUUAAAAGAGUUAAAAAAGAAGAUGAUUAUUUAAUUAUUGAAAAAAGUGAUGCUAAAUGGUGUGUUUUUGAUAUUAAUAAAAAAGAAAUUAUAAUACAAGAAGAAGGUAUUAAUGAAUUAUCUUUUCUUCCUUCUUCUAAUGAAAUGGAAGAAGAAGGAGAAGGAAAUAAUUUUAUUAAAUUAAAAAAUGGAAAAGUAUAUAAAGGAGAAAUGGUGUUAGAAGGAAUUGGAGAAAGAAUUAGUCAAUGGGUAAAAGAAGAAACAAAAAAAGGAAAAGAAGUAGUAGAUAUUGAGUGUGUAUCAAUUAUAGAAGGAAAAAUUGAUUUAAUAAUAAUAACAAAAGAAGGAAUUUUAUGUUAUUAUAGAUCAAUGAAUGAUAAAGGGAAAUUUGAAAGAUUAAAAGUUGAAGCACCUCAAACAUUUAAUUGUAGUAUUAAACCACAUAUUAAUAGGAUAGAAAUAAAUAAUAAAAAGCAUUAUUUAAUUAAUGGAAAUUGUUCAUAUUUUAUUGAAUAUAAUUAUUAUUAUCCAAUAGUUAUUCCAUUUAGUAUUAAAGUAAUAAAAGAAGUAAUAGUUUUAAAUAAUUUUACUUGUUAUUUAGACACAGAUGAUGGUAAAUUAAUUGUUAAAUUAAAUAAACAAAAUAUUGAUAAAUAUCCACUUCCAUUUACUAGAGUUGAUAUUCAAGGAACACCACAUCAUUUAGUAUCAUAUAAAAAUAAAUUAUUUGUUACAGUAUCAUUUACUACUGUAUUAGAUACACCUGAUUGUCCACCUCAAUUACCUCAUUCAAGUAAUAAUCAACAAGAAGAGCCACCAGUAUUAGAAGCACAACCAUUAAAUUCAGAUGUGUUAUUAGAACGUUAUAGAAUAAUAAAUUUAACAACCAAUGAUUAUUAUGAAUUUAAAAAAGGUCAAUUCAUUUGUACAGCAAAAUUAUUAAAAUUUAAAGUUGGAAAACAACUUAAAAAUUAUUUAGUUGUUGGAGUUAAUAAACAAACAACAGAAGAUAAUCCUGUUAAAGGAAAAACCUAUAUUUUUAAUAUAGAAAAUCAAAUUCAAUUAAUUAAUAAAAUUGGAGAUGGAAAAAAGUCAGUUCAUGCAGUUAAUGAAAUAGGUGGAUUUCUUGCUGUAGCAUCAGGAAAUGAAUUAGAAUUAAUUGAACGAGUAGAUGAAACAAGAUGGAUAAAGAAAUGUUUUAGUGAUAUUUCUAUAUUAAUUAAUUCAAUUGAAUAUCUUCCAUUAAAGGUAAUGGAAAGAGGAAAUGAAAAAGAAUGUUAUUUAAUAUUAUUAAGUGAUUUUUAUAGAUCAGUAGUAUUAUUAUUAUUUAAACCAUAUGACUAUACUGUUAUACCUCUUGGUAAAGAUGCAAGAAAUAUUCAUUGUAUUGAUUCAACUUUUAUAAUAACAAAAGAUUAUUUCUCAGUACUUGAAUUUGAUUCAGAACAAAAUUUAAGUUUAUUAAAUUAUAGUUCAGCUGCAACAGAACAAUUAUCAAUAUUUGAAAUUGAUGCUACAUUUAAUCUUGGAAUGAAUUUAUUAAAAUUUACAAGACUAUGGAAUGGAAAAGGUUAUAUUUAUAUGUAUGUAACUGUUGAAGGAAGUGUUGGUUAUAUUUCAGUUGUUGAAGAAAAAAUAUAUCAAGUAUUAAGACAAAUUAAUAUAAAAAUGAAUAGAGAACCAUGGCAUUUUGCAGGAACAAAUGCAGAAGAAUAUAGAUUUGAAAAAGGAUAUGGAAUGGGAUUUGGAACAAGAAAACAUGUAUUUUUAGAUGGAGAUAUGUUAAAACAAUUUAGAUUAUUAAAUGAAGAACAACAAAAAAGAGUCUGUUUAAGAAAUACAUCAAUUAAUGAUGUAUUUAAAUUACUUUCAACAGGACUACAAUACAAUACAUUUUUACAAUAUAAUAAUUGA
This is a messenger RNA of Entamoeba histolytica HM-1:IMSS, 3453 nucleotides long. Its product is annotated as cleavage and polyadenylation specificity factor subunit, putative. Gene Ontology annotation, molecular function: protein binding; nucleic acid binding. NCBI's taxonomy places the organism in Eukaryota, Evosea, Mastigamoebida, Endamoebidae. Gene Ontology annotation, cellular component: nucleus; mRNA cleavage and polyadenylation specificity factor complex. The coding region runs from base 1 to 3453 and encodes 1150 amino acids. The transcript has 3 exons. The record is from RefSeq and is a predicted model, not a curated record.